Molecule: messenger RNA, 2269 nt
Organism: Planococcus citri (citrus mealybug)
Lineage: Eukaryota; Metazoa; Arthropoda; Insecta; Hemiptera; Pseudococcidae
Gene: CNMaR
Product: CNMamide Receptor
Exons: 6
Coding region: 809-2104 (431 amino acids)
Biological process (GO): G protein-coupled receptor signaling pathway
Cellular component (GO): plasma membrane
Molecular function (GO): G protein-coupled receptor activity
Source: RefSeq, a predicted model, not a curated record
UUUGUAUUCUGUCGCUAGAUAGUACAUACUUACCCGAUGUUUUCAACUUCGUGUAUUCUGCCCUUAUUCGUUGCUCGUAUCUUCGGAUGCGAUAGCGGGUGGUGCAGGGUCGCGAAGGGGAGCUUCGGGGGUAUUGCUACGUGCACAGUGGGCUAAAAUUGGAUUUACUCUGCCUCGAAUUUCCCGCAGUGGAACACCACGAGGGGCAGAGACUGCUCCCACAGGGACCAGCCGUACAGCUUCGACAUAUCUUUCUCUCUCUAGUCCGUGCUUUCCACGACUGGUUAUACUCAUUGAGUAAAGCCACGAAGGGGCAUAUGAUAGAGGGGAGAUAUGCCGGACCUGUAAGGGUAAUAUAGGGUUAAGUAUAUGUGUUGGUAACACUGAUCACGCGUCGCGACACAGGGCUACAAGCCCACGGAGCGGCGCUGCGGCCGAUUGUUAUAUUGUUGAGGUACGUAGUGAUCGGACGUGUCGACGCGAUAUAAUCUCGGUGGUGUAUUAUAGCCAUAAUUGGCAAGAAAGCGUAUUAUAUUAGUUUUAAUUGUGUUUAAUUAUAAGUAAUUAGUGUUAAGUGUAAAGUAUCGUGUUGAUACUAAAAACCUUCUUCAAAGGUAUUUAAUUGUGUUUAUUCUUUUACGUUUAAUACAUAGUGUCUUACACGUGACUACAUUUUACUUAUUGUGUGAUAUAAUUGGUAUAGCCUUUGGCCGGGAAACCUGACUGCAGAAUGAAACCGAACCCAUUGUUAAAAUGGCAGCAUAAUGAAACACAUCAUACUUGUAAAACCUACUUCGUCAGCUAAAUAAUGAUAAACGGUUGCACGAAUGGAACCAACUGCGAAUCAUAUGUCGAGUCUAAUCACAACACCACACUGGUAUCAGAUGAAGAACAAAACAUAUAUGCACAAGCAUCACAAAACAUAGCGGUCGCUAUACUUCAAUUUUUGCAACUCUACUAUACUCCCGUAUUGGUUAUAUUGGGCUGUGUUGGAAAUACGCUUUCGGUAUUCGUUUUCUUCGGUACCAAAUUGAAGAAAUUAUCGUCCUCAUAUUACCUGGCCGCGUUGGCCAUCAGUGAUUCGGGUUUUUUAAUCGCUCAAUUCGUCACUUGGCUCAAUUUAGUUCAUGUUCCAUUAUUCAAUAAAGCUGGAUUUUGUCAAAUGGCCAUCUACUUUUCGCACAUAUGCAGUUUCCUCAGCGUAUGGUUGGUGGUGUUAUUCACCAUUGAGCGUUUUAUCGCCGUUCGUUACCCUUUACAUCGGCCAGCAGUUUGUACGGUAGCACGUGCCAAACUAUUCAUUAGCUGCCUUACGAUGAUAGCUUUACCUACUUAUGGCCCUUACUUUAUCAUUGCAGCUCCUCAAAUGAUAACGGAUACCAAUAAUAAUAAGACAGUGACGAUGCAGGUGUGUACAUUGGUGCCACAAUGGAUAGACUUGGCAUCGGUAUUGAACCACAUCGACUUUUUUUUAACUUUAAUUUUACCAUUUUGCACGAUAGUCGUGCUAAAUACGCUCAUCUGUCGAACAGUUCAUCGUUUAGGACGCGUUCGUCGAACAAUGACUUUAACGACUCGUAAACGAUUUUUAAAUCGGGCUCAUUCUCGAAGAUCAACCGAAAGUCAUAUCAGUAGGACAUUUUCACAUCGUACCAGCGCACCGAGCCAGAGCAAAGUUACCCAAAUGCUAUUAGUCGUGUCUACCGUUUUCAUAUGUCUAAAUUUACCAUCGUAUCUGCUACGUAUUUGGGUAUACGUUAAUAAGAAAUCCGAUCCGAUGGCCAACGACGACAUAGUAAUGGUGCUACUACAACACUACUCCAACAUCUUGUUCGCUACGAAUUUUGGGAUAAAUUUCGUCUUAUAUUGCAUCAGCGGACAAAACUUCAGAAAAGCCCUGUGUUCGUUAUUUUGCCCAAAACGCGUCCGGAGAAAACAAGAACACACGCAAGCAACAGUGCUUUCAGAAUUUUCGCGAUGUGCUCCGGUUACCAAUUCUAUUCAUAGAAGAAACCUACUUCUAAACGAUUCGACGAUAGAAAUGCACCAGCUGCUGACAAAUUCCAUCAUAGAGACAGAACUGAAUUCAGAUAUUAACAACUGAAUUGGUAAAGAUGACUUGCCGAGAAGAAACCCGUUUUUAUAAGUAAAAUAUUAUUUUAAUGUAAAAUAGUUCCAAUUUCCAUUUUUCCUCCUCUCUCUGUUUUUCUUCCUCGAUGUUUUUUUUUUUGUAAAAACUUGUGUAAAUAAAUCAAUGUGCUAUUUUGUU